Messenger RNA from Psylliodes chrysocephalus, 8098 nucleotides. The record is from the annotation of a GenBank genome assembly. Lineage: Eukaryota; Metazoa; Arthropoda; Insecta; Coleoptera; Chrysomelidae.
UUUGAUCUAGUCCUCUACCAAUUUUUUAUUGCUGUAAUUACACAAAAAAUGUUUUAUUAGUGGAUUUUAAUAAUAAAAAAAAUUAAUUUAUUUUAAAUUUUUUACAGGCAAUGUUAAAAUAAAUAAUUUUGUGAGGUUUAUAAUAAAAUCUAAUGUGAAUAUUAUAUUUCCGAAACUAAAAUGAAAAAAUUGUUCUCAAAAAUUGAAACGAAAAUUGACAAUACAUCUCGAGAGAGCAAUAAUUAUAUGGGAAAAGUCUUUACAGUUGGAAGACAAACGGUCACUGUGGAAGAUAUCCUAGCUGAAGGUGGUUUUGCUAUAGUAUAUUCAGUUAAGUCAAGCAAUGGAAGUAGAUAUGCUCUCAAGAGGAUGUAUGUUAAUAAUGAACAAGAUCUUAAUGUUGCCAAGAGAGAGAUUCAAAUUGCGAGUAGCCUGAGUGGCCACAAAAAUAUUAUAGGUUAUAUUGACUCCAGCUUAACUGCAACAGGUGGAGGGGUAUAUGAAGUCUUAUUGCUCAUGCCUUUUUGCCAAGAAAAUGUAUUUGGAAUGAUGAAAAGUAGAGGCAAAGCAAAUUUUGCUGAAAAUGAAGUUUUAACUAUAUUCUGUGAUACAUGUGAAGCAGUUUCUCGACUACAUCAUUGCAAGACGCCUAUUAUUCAUCGUGAUUUAAAAGUAGAGAAUAUUUUAGUAAAUGAAAAUGGCAAUUAUGUAUUGUGUGAUUUUGGUUCAGCUACUGCUAGAGUAUUAAAUCCAUUAGAAAAGGGCGUUGCAACAGUAGAAGAGGAAAUAAAACGUUAUACAACUUUGAGUUAUAGAGCCCCAGAAAUGGUGGACAUGUAUUGCGGCAAGCUAAUUUCAACAAAAGCCGAUAUCUGGGUAAGGUAUAUGUUAGAACCAGAUCCAGACCAGAGGCCUGAUAUUUACCAAGUUAGUUGUAUUGCUUUUCAAUUACUAGGUAAAGAAAAUCCUGUGAAAAAUUUAAUGAAAACGCCUACGCCUAAUUUAGACGAAAUUCCUGUUCCACCAUACGAAUCAGAAUUGAAGAAAACCCAAAUUAAAGUGCAAACCAGCAAGGUACUUGCACCUGUGAUAGAAGGUACUAGUGUCAUGCCUAGGCAACGACCAAAGGGUAGUUCCUCUGCCCCACUAAACCUGAAUAAUAUACCCCUAACCCUUUGCCCUAGUCCAACAUUAGCAAAGAAAUCUCAAAGUCCUGUAACGUCAACCAUACAGCCAAAUUACCAAGGUACCGUUCCCUAUACUCCUUCGUUUCCGUCUAAUGUAAAUUCCACUAAUUCUAAUUUUUCUCCUAACUUUUUUCCUACUCCUGAAGUACACCCACCUCACUUGGAUUCUCUAUUCCAGUCUUCCGUUUAUCCUGAUCCUUUUCGAGAUGAUUCCGCAGCUUCCCCUACCGCUAUCGAUGCUAAUAAUGGAAACAAAAUGGAUAAUUUUCCAAGUCAAGCUCCAACUAGUUUGCCAGUAAACGUGAAGUCGCCGGUAUCGCCUGAUAACCCCCUCUUUGAAACGAGAAACGCUUGCCAGGGGAUGUCGCUACAUAUGGGGUCAGGAUUAACUGAAUCUACCAAUGUUAUAGGAAACAAUACACCCCCUACUUCACCUACACUUUCAGUUCCAAGAGGACAUAGGCGUAAUAUGAGUGAUACUACGGCUUUUAAUAAAACUUAUGCCUCUGAAACAUCUCAGUUUCUUGCUCCAUUUGAAUCUUCAAUUAAACCCCGCAGCAUUGCUUCUCCUGCAGAAUCAGAGGAUCCAAACAGAACUUUGGCUCCCAUGGGUACAUCAACUUCUACAACUGAUGUAAGUCGCACCAAAGGCGCAGACAAUAGAUCUCUUUCGGCUGAUGUUGCAGAUUGGAACCCAUUUGAGGAACCACCUUUUAGUCAAUUGACGGAAGACCAUAUUUUUGGUGCUGAAUUUGACAAAAUUAGAAGAGGGAGUAGUAGCAGUUUGCAAGGUAUGAAGUCAAAAGAAAGCAUUGCAAUGUCGGUAUCAGAGGAUCCCUUCAGCAGUGCCCCCUUUAGUCUUCCUGUCCGCAAUCGAGAUAGGACGAACAAAGGACUACAUUCCUCAGCCAAAGCUGUAUCUAAAAAGCCGAUAACAGAGACUUUACCAGAAGAAAAUUCGUUAUACAAUUCCUCCCCAGAGCAACAUGUGGUUUCCGAGGGGGAAGCCCUUAUUAACACUGAACCAGAGAGUGACCAACCGAUAUCGCCUCCUUUUGUCAAAGCUCCAUUGGAGGAUAGAUCAAAAUACGAAAAGCUAACUCAAGGCGCUUAUGAUGCAACUUCCUCCAAUAGCAGCUCUGAAGAGGAAAACGCUAAAACUAAAAAGAAGAAGAAAAUAACUAUACCUGAAAAACUUCACUCAGUUUAUAAAACUGUAGAAAUGCCUAUUAAACAUCUGAGAUCUGAUCGUAAUAAAACGGGGAGAAAGAAUAAAGGUAAACACGGAAAAAGUGAGAAGGAUACUGGCGAUGUAGAAUCUGAUGACUCAAUUGGAUCUGCUAGCGAUUUAAGAGUAGAUGAAGAUGAUGUACUUCCAGUAAAGGAGGAUACGAUCAGUGAGACGAUAAGCGAAAGUAUUAAAACUUGCGGGUCAUCUGCAUACCACGCUGAAUGUGAAAGCAUGGCUACACACGAAGAAGAUUGUACAAGUAGAAUAAUAAGAACAAAACAACGAGCGCAAGCUAAAAAUGCUGUGGCACAAUCAGAAGAUAUGCUCUUUGUAGGUCAUCAAUAUGGAGACAAACCUUUAUUAAUGGAUGAUGAAUUAGAUUCUGAUUCUGAAACUAAAUAUAACAAUAAAUGGGAAUCAAAAAAUGAUCGGAAAAAUACAGCUGACAUUUGGAUAGCUCCUUCCAGCAGUUUUGAAGAUAACAAAGACGUUUUUGCAAUGGCACCUUUUGCUAAAACGAAACCUCAGUCUAACGAUUCCGAAGACAAUAUAGUACAAAGCGAAGAUCCGGUUUCCGUAACAUUUGAGGACCAUUUUACUGAAUGCAACGAAAACCAGACUGUUACCGUUACUACUCCCAAUUCUAAUCCGUUUUUAUCACCGGAUUUUGUGACGCCCAAACAAAAUGAUCCUAGUCCUGGUCUCGAACUUGCUAGAAAUUGCUACUUCGGUGAAAUUAAUUUUGAAACAAAUUUUAGAGAUUCUUUUCCAGGGCCUCUUAAAGAAUUUAGAGCGUCUCGGGAAAGUGUCGAAUUACGCAAAAAAGUCGAUAUUCCGUCACGAAACAGUUUCGAGAUUCCAAAGCGUCACAGUUUCGAAAGAUUAAAACGUGGAAGUUACGAAAUUACAAAACGCGACAGUUUGGAAAUACCAAAGCGGAAUAGUUUCGAAGUAUGUAAGCGCGAAAGUUUUGAAUUCAAAAGAGAAACUCUCGAAAUACAUAAAAAAGAACCAUUAUUUACAGAGCUCGUUAAACCAAAUAACUUGAUGACCAAGAGUGUAAAUUUUCAAUCUCCUAGCCCUAGAGCUUCUAGAAGCAGUUUAAAACUAGAUUUUAUCGAUGAGAACCACUCGAGUCCCCAGGAAGCUUCCCAUAAAAACAAGAAAGAUAAAAAGAAAGACAAAGAACCAAAACCGAAAUAUUAUUUGAUAGACGAUAACGUUUCCGAUGACGCCACAAAAGUACCCGAAAAAUCAAAGAAGCCGUCGAAAAGUAGUGCUCACAAAAAAAGUAGUAGUAAAUCAAAGAAAAUUCCGAAAGUUCGAGGUGACGGUGGUUUCAGCAAUAUGAGUUUCGAAGAUUUUCCUUCGGACGAGCUUGAAGUGCUUGAGACCUCCAUAAUGCCUUUCGAAGUGCUUAGAAGCCCCGAACAAGAACAGAAAAGUUUCGGGAUGAAAAGAAUCGGGAAUCCUUUUUCUUGAUUGCUUUGCCGUAAUACCCAUAAAUAUUUUAUUGUGGAUUUGUUACUUUAUAUUUCUAGUUUUACAAAUAGUACAGAAAAGAGUAGCUAUUUUGGAACUGUUGUAAUCAAUUAGGCUGUGUGCUUACAUUUGCAGCUAUCGUUUUCUAAUAAUAUCACCGAGUUGAAUAGAGACCAUGUUAAUUUGUAUGCAUUUUUAAAAUUGAAUUUUGUCAGGUAAUUUUCAAAUGAUCACUAGUUUAGAACGUGUUUUCAAACAAAAAGAAAAGAUUAUAUACAAAAUGACACUGAAAACAGACUACCCAAUAUUCCUCAAUAAUUAUUAUAUUUAAAAAAAUGCUCGAACAGAACGAUUUUUAAUUCAAAGGGGACAUAUCUUUCCGAUAUAGGCGUCUUUGACAUGUCCCUAACCCUUUUAGCCACGAGUUUUUAUUUUUUUAAAUAAUAUUCUGAAACGUCAAAAAAUGUCUAAUAUAUAAUUUUUAAGAUUUUGAAAAUAUUUUUCCGUUUCCUUCACCCUCGUUUUCGUAAGAAAAUAAAGGUCGUUAUAGCGAACAUGGUGACUCAAAUGAUAUAAAAAAACUAUAAAUAUACAAUUUGAAUUACUAGUUACAAUGAAAAAAUUUAAAAUAAUUGCAUUCGCGAGUAAUACACAAAUAGAAUUCUGCAUUUCUGCAUACAGAGUUAAUUUUUUUUGAGAGAUUUGUUAUUCUUACAUCUUCCUGCAUCUCUGGUUUCAUCAAAUAAAGGCAAAUGAUGAACGCGGUCAAAACGAAUAUCAUUAAUAGAUCUUCCAUUUUUGUUUUAUUAGUUGGUGGUGAUGUAGAAAUCUCACAAAUACUACCCACUUGAUGGCCGCGCCAUUAUCAGUUAAAUUCGCAAUUUGCAGUUGAUUUUGUCUGCUCCGCUUCGCUUAGUUUCCCAGAUGUAGUUUAAUGGGGAAUUCAGCAAAUAAACUUGACAAACUAUCUUAACGUAUGGCUGUCCAGUUUAUUCGUACAUGAUACAAUGAUGAGUCUGGUGCCAGGAUACGACCUCCAUGUCAGAAUUAGAGACUUACAUACGAAUACAAACACCACUGACACAAGAUUUCAUUCUAAAUAAUUCUGAGAAGUUUUACACGCGAUGUUUUCCAGACUCUGCAUGGUUAAACAUUACAUAAAUCCGUAGGUAAGACGAAAUUAGAAGCUACAGAAAAAUAUCAUAACAGACUCCCCACAGUGACAGACUUACUAACGAGAAAUCUCACACAGACUAGCUGUAAACUCUAGUGAAACGGUAGCCAUCAGAACGGCGAUCCGAAUAUAACUAGUAAACAGCACCCAGGGCCCCAAAUUGGAGCACAGGAAGAAGUACCAGUCGUUGCAAAUAUCGAAAAUUGAAAAGAGUUUUUAAAUUUAUAAUUAUCACUAAUAAAAAUUAAAUGAGGUAUGCAAUAAAUAUAAAGAUUGAUGUUCAUUAUUGAAUUAUUUUUGCCCUAGUUUUUCAGAGAAACAAUUAAAAUCUGACAAAACUACAUACAAACAGAUCAAUUACCGCCCCAGAUAACAAGUCAAACUUACUAUAUAAUGCUGUAUUCAACAAGGAGAGAGUACAGGGCUAAAAAACAGUCACAAUUCUGACCUGAAGGAAUCAAGUGGUUCACCGCGACUCGCGAACAAAACAUGUAUGCAGUUGUAAAUUUGUAAAUAAAGAUUUUGAAAAUUGCGAUCCAAAUAUGACUUCUAACAAAGUCAAGUUGGAUUUCUGUUUGGACGGAUAGCUUUAUGUUCACGAUAACCGUCAGUUUUGAGACAUUUAACAAAAGAAGACAAAAAAAUUCAUCCACCACACAAGGACAGCCUUGUUUGCAAUUAUUGAAAGACAAAAACUAUAAACUCGACUUUAUCACUAACAAACAACCACAGGACAUCCAGAAUGAAUAUCAAGGACUGAGAUCACGCCACAAUAGAAAUCAAUCAAAUGUAUAUAUGGAGGUAGAACAAAGGAGAAUUAAAUAAAUUAACAAAAAAUGUUUUUAAAGUAAGCUUUGGAAAAACACAUGUUGAACAGAAUCCUUCUUCUCAGUUUGGAUUUAAUUAAUGGCCUACUUUAGAAACAUUUUUUUGAGGAUCACUUUUUAUAAUUUUAACGAUUGAAUAAACGCUUUUAAGGGAAUUCUUACUUUUGAAAAAAAAAGGCUUAAAUUUGAAGGAUUUUCGGAAAGGAAUUGUAACUGAUCUAGUUAUCCGAUGUUAUUGAAAAAAAUAUAUGUUGUAUAAACAAUUGAAACUUAGAUUGCUCGUCAUUCAAAAUUUUCCAAAAAUCAAUAGGAGAUCCAUUAAAAAAAUUGAAAGUCGGCUUGAACUCGUCCAACUUCAAAAAAUUAUUACGCUUAUAUUUUUAUAAAUAUAAAAAAAAAACGAAAGAAGAGCAGACUUUUUUAUAUGUUUCCAAUAUGCUUUUAAAAUUUUAUUUAAUUUGAUGCAUUAGAAUUUUAAAUUUUAAAAAUGCAUUGUUUUUAAUGCAAAAUCUAAAGGUAUAAUACUCUUCUAUCCUUCGCAUGCUUUCUUUGUUGUCAUGGAGUAGCGGCGGCCUGCAAGAAGAAGUGAUCCUAGGGAUUGAGCGCUAUGAGUGCACGUGUUUCUAUGUUUCAUAAUCUUUUUUGUAGCUUUCAAUUACUUUAAAUUUGGUACAAAAAUCAUCUGAAAAUGGUCAAAAAUUAAAAAUAAAACAACAAAAUCACUUUGAUCUUUAUGUAAUUUUGAUAUAGGAAAUUUUCGGGGUCGCUAAAAAAGAUUUUAAAUUUCUAAAAUUAAAAAUACACUGUGUCUCGAAAGGAAUGGGACACAUAACAGCAGUAGAUUAUUUACAUAAAACUGUGAAAAUUUAGCUAAAUUUAAGUAUUUAGAGUAAAUUUUAAGCCAGAUACACGGUGCUUGAAAUUUUUUUUAUAUUUUUCAACUUAAUUUGGAAAGAUUCGCAUUUUUUGUUGUUUUUACACUUCAAUUGUGGCAGUCCGCUGUCUUUCAGUAAAAAACUGUACCUUUACCCUAUUUUGUCACUUAAUAUCUACUUUCGGAUAGGCAAGUUUGGCUAAAUCGUGAUAUUUUUACAUAAGAUAGUUACUAAUCUGCUGCUGUUUCAUUCUUAUUCUUAUGGUCCUUUGUAAAUAUUUUUUGAGUUUUUGAAAUAAGAUAUAGAGAGAUUUACAGGGUCCCUGAAGAAGAUUUCACUAACAGUCUAAGUAGUGGAACUUAUUGUGAUAUACUACUAUAAUUUUUAGAAUACUAAGGGCCAAUUUCAUAAUCAAAGGAAACGGCAUAGCUGAAGAAUCUUCGAAUACGUCGAAUACUGAAAACAGAGAAGUACCCUUUAAUGGCGGUCCUAAUAGACCAGUUAAUUACAGCAUUUGAGAAAGCGACGUUCUUGAUAGUAAUCAGCUCGUCAACUGUCGUCGGUCCCAAUCAAUAUUCGAACAGACCAGUUGAUUGCAGCACAUGUGAAUUUGUCAACUUUUGGUCUAUUCAACUAAAAUAUAUCUUCAGGUUGAUUUCACUGCGCUACAUGUGACCAAAUGAAAAUUAUAAAUGCGCCGUCUAGAAAAAAGUAAGAAUCCCCUUAAAGUAAAGUAAGCAAUAUGACUGUUCAUUGCGUUACUUUUGAUUUUAGCGCCCUCUCCUCUAUAGCGGACUAAAUAGUAUAUUGUACACCACGGGACUGAAGUGGCACUAUUUAUCCCGAUGCGAAAAGUUUUUAGCCUGAUGGAGGCUAUAAUUCGUCAAGGGAUAAAAAGACACCAGUCCCAUGGUUUAUAUCCUGUUUUAUGCACUUUAGAAAAAAUAAAAUGAAAAUUAUGAAAAACCACUUAACGGUAGUUUAAUAACAAACCAAUGACGAUGACAGAGCAAGGUUGUUAUAGUGUUGACGUAUAUUGUACUUUGUGCUGUAUUUUUGGUUAUAUGGCAUAAAUAUAUUGUACUUUUAAUCCAUAGGGAUUAAUAGUAAUUAGUCUCAAGGGAUUAAAAGUGCCAUUAAGUAUAUUAAACUUUUAAUCCCGAAGGAAUAAAAGUAAAUUUCAAUCCCUAGGGAGUAAAGUGCCAUUUUAGUCAAAAUACGUAUUGUAAAGUGUGAGUAAUAUAACGCAUAGCAUAAAAUUGUUAUUUUGGUUGAUGGCGAUUAAAAUUAAAUUGAUUUAGGGUCGAUCUUUUCACCUCUGA